AUUUCUAUUCUAUCAAUGUCGGAGAGUUGCACGUGGGAUGACUACUUCUGCCUUAAGGACAUACCAGAAGGAGUCCUCGAGAGAUUCAAAGAGCAUUUCCGCAAGCAACACUGCUCCAUCAUCGAGGCACUAAAACAAAUAAGAAAGACAUCCAAAGAUCAUCCCACAAUUGCGGAAGUGUUCGACCCCGAAAAAGAAUGCACCGAAACUUACGAGAUGCUACAGGUCUUGACUUUCCUCUACAACGACAAUGCAGUUUAUCGCAAUAUGACCGAUAUGUACAACAAGGAAUUUCGAACGUUUUUUAUAGUAGAAAAAGACGAUGAAGAUUGUUGUCCAAGACCUACUGGAAAGUCGAAGACUUAUCAACAAAUAAUCGAUCCGCUAGUUCGUAAUAUAGGUAAGACCACUUGCAAGCAGGAUCGUGAUGAUUCCGAUGACAAUUUAUUCUGCUCUCGAGAUGCUAUGGAAAAAAUUAUAAACGGACUUACCAAUCAUUUUUGUUGCAACCACAAUAACGCCAUGUUGCACUUGAAGGUUUUGAAAAAAGAAACAUUGGAUAUCAACGGGACCUUUUUCAAUGAACAUGAGAGGUGCAGUGAUGCCUACACAAUGAUUCAAUUUUUAAUGUAUUUGUACAAGACCAAUUCACAGUAUGAACUAGUAGUAAAUCAGUAUAACAAUACAUUCAAGGAUUUAGCUAAAAAUAACCAAACUAUUGAAGACAUGGCCAAAAAAUUACAAGAAAAAGUAACUGAAGAUGCACAAGAAGAGGAAGAAGAGGCUGAGGAGGAUGAAGUGGCAGAAGACUCAGAUCCAUUUAUAAAUAAACUUAAAGAGUACUUUAAUAAAAAUCACGAGAGUGUAUCCGAAGUUAUUGUAACUUAUCAAAAGGACUUAACAUUUGGAAAAAUGCUUAAAGGCAACCAGGCUUGCUAUAAUGGUUAUAUGUUACUACAAUUUUAUCAAUUUUUAUUAUCAGAAAACGAAGAAUUUAAAUUACUAUUAAAUUUAAUAAAUGCAAUAGUAAAUCCACCCUCAUAUAAACCAAAUGUUGUCUCCGUUAAUGUUAGCUACAACCAAGGUGCGGAUUUGGUACCUGAAAAAUUGCAAGAGUCCUUCUUAAUAAAUCACAACGAGGCUAUGAAAAUGAAAACAGAGUGGGUUGAUGGAUCCAUAGAAUGUUCGGAUGGUUAUAUUUUGUGUCAGAUAUUAAAAUAUCUCAUAUCCGAAAAUACGGUCUUCCAAAAAACCUACAAAGAUACAAUGGAUAUUCUAAAAGUAGAAAAAAAUAAAAUGAAAGAAGAACAGAUAGCUAAAUGUAAGGCGGAGCGCGAACAAAAAUUAAAGGAAGAAGAAGAAAGAAUAGCGAAGGAAGAAAAACAGAGGGCAAAAAUGGAAAAGAAGAAGAAGAGGAAGAUAAAAGAAGAAGGGGAAGAAGAUGAAGAGGAGGGGGAAACGGAAGAGGAAGAUGAGGAAGAAGAGGAAGAAGAGGAAGAAGAGGAAGAAGAGGUGUGUGAAAAACCUGAGGAACCAACAGAUGAUGUCUCAGAUGCACCAGAUGAUGAAGAAAAGUCAGAUUUAGGUGAUACCGAUGAAAAUGAACAAGAAAGCAAAGUUUGUUCAUUACUAGAUAAAGUAAGAGAGUCUUUUGAUGCUCAUCACGAAUCGGUAAAGUGUCAAUUCAGAUUAUUGCAUCGAGAUGCAAGUGACAACCCCGAAAGCAAAGAGUAUAUAGGCAAAGCUGAACACUGUCAUGAUCUUUAUGUUCUUUUGCAAUUCUCGAUUUUCCUUUAUUCUUAUUGCGAACCGUUCAGAAGUGUCGCAGAUAAUUUAAUACUUAAUUUACAAGAUGUCAAGCCAAAGUUUCCCCCAUUAUCAGACAAAAUGUUAUUGGACUCAAAUUUAAAUCAAUUUAAACAGGAUCACGAUAUUACAAUGAUGUGGCUUGCUGAAAUUCGAAAGGCACUUGCUUGUACCAAAUUUGAAUUACGUACUGCAAGAGAUUGCCGUAAUGCUUACGAAAUGACACAGCUAUUUAAUUCUCUUUAUUUUGGUUGCAAGGAAUUCGAAAACGUUAUAGAUAAGGCAAUGGGCAAAUCAUUAAGACAACGUAUUAAUGAAACAUUUGGUGAAGCUCAUUCUUCCUUUUUAGCAAGAACUUCUUCUAUUUCACUGGAUGAGGAAGAUUCAAAGAAAAAAGAAUGUUGCCUUCUUAAAACAGUUCGUAUAAAACCAAUAAGAAUUAAGAAAAAGAAAAUGUGGCAGCGACCGAAAACAGCAUGUGUCCAGCCCAAUCUUAUUCGCAACCCCAACAGAAAUAUAUCGUGUGAUAGUAAAUGUUGCUCUGAACUAGACACAAUUGAAUCAACUCAAAAUAAAGAGGAAUGUAAUAAUCCAAAAUGUUCAAGGAAAAGAAAAAUUUCUAAAUGCAGACCAUAUUGGGUGGCUUCCGAUGACUCGCUAACAAAAUUAGUCAAAGAAAAAAUACCAACUCCUCUUCAUGAAUUCUUCAGUUGCUUCAGGGAACUGCCUUGCAAAGAGGAUUUAUGUUACCCAUGUAACUUUAACGUAAAUGACGACGUUAUUAGAAAACAGGCGGAGGAAUAUUUAAAAACUUUACCAGAAGAAGAAAGAAAAGCUAGUCCACAAGGUGAAGGUCCACAACCCUGUAAGUGUGAUGGAUUCAGAAAAUACUUUUUGGAGAAGAAGAUGACUUUGUUAAAAGCACUAGAGGACAACGUUGAACCGCCACCUCCGAAAUUACCUCCUCAGGAUCGCAUCGAAUGCCCAUGUCAAGAAUGUCCGUCUCCUGACCAAUUGUUUACAGGUGAACCAGUGAUACCUUGCAAAUCUUGCAGUCCAUGCAAAGAUUGCGACAAAGUAGAAAUAGAAUUUAAAGGUUGCUCUUGCUCAAGCGGUGGAAGACACAAGCCCACCUGUAUAUUAUGUAAACCUUGUGAUCAAACACCUACAUUGGAGCCAUGUGCUUGCGAACCUAAAGAAGACGAGGCAAAUGACGAAGGAAUUCAAGUGGAAGAGGAAACAGUUUGUGGAAGUUGCGGAACAUGUGACACGGAAAAGACCAUACAGGAAGCUAAGAAAGAAAUUAUCGAAGAUUUGGGAAUUAAAGUGUGUGAUCAAAAGAAAGAAGAGAAAUCGGAACACGCCGAUGACUGUGAAUGUAACAUUUGUGGAGCCACCAAAGAAAAACCUGUAAAAGAAGCAGAUGAUGGUGAUGGGGAACCAAUUGAUAUUUGUGUUUGUAAGCUUCCUGAAAUGGAUUGUGAAGGCCAGCCAGAACGUGACCUAGAUGCAUUGGGUGUAUGUGAAUGCAACCCUGAUAAACCAGAAGAGGAGGAAAGUGAGGAUUCACCGAAUUAUUGCACUUGUGAAGAUGAGGUUAAAGAAGGCGGAGAAGAAGAACCUAACGAUGAAAGUGCACCAGAAAUUUGCUAUUGCAAGCCAUCAAUUGCAGAAGAAACCACUUCGGGCGAUACUCAAUCAGGCAGUGCUUGUAGUUGUGGAAGAGAUGAUAAUGAUGAUGAAGAUCAAACCGCUCCAAUAGAAGAAUCUUUUGGUGUAUAUGAUACCGCCUUAGAAAGUACUCAAUUAGAAACAACUGGAGAAACAACACUUGAAGAAUGUACUGAUGAAACAUGUGCCACUGAAGGAAAAAAUGAAGGAGAACCAGCUCAAGAUGAAACCGAAAACGCCGAAGAAGGUCCAAAAGAAGAGGCACCGGCUGAAGCAGAGACUCCAGCUGAGGGAGAAGAUCCAGCUGAACCAGAUACUCCUGCCGAGGUAGAAGCUCCAGCUGAAGCGGAAACUCCAGCCGAAGCGGAAACACCAGCUGAACCGGAUGCUCCACCUGAACCGGAUGCUCCGGCUGAGGCGGAAACCCAAGAAGAGACGAAGGAAGAGGAAACAAAAGAAGAGAAUAAUGCAGAGGAGAAACCACCUGAAUAACCAAAAAACAUCAAUAAAUCACUAAAUAGAGAUAGAAUAGAAAUAAUGUUAAUAAAUUUUACUAAAACAAA
Molecule: messenger RNA, 4040 nt
Organism: Aethina tumida (small hive beetle)
Lineage: Eukaryota; Metazoa; Arthropoda; Insecta; Coleoptera; Nitidulidae
Exons: 1
Coding region: 16-3969 (1317 amino acids)
Source: RefSeq, a predicted model, not a curated record